GUCACAGAAGUAUCCAGAACAAGGUAAAUAACGCUUCAGUCCAACUAAUUCCAUAACAUCAAUAUAGCUAUCUUGGCCUGACAGAGUUCCUUUUACAUUUUACUUUCCAACAGUAUUUGUCCAGGAGGAAGAAGUUUGGGACUCUGACGAGUUUGUAAGUUAGCUUUGUGUAAAUAAAAUUUUGCAACUAUUUUAUCACAAACGGGGUGAAAGAAUGUGAUUUUAUCCAAGUUAUGUCACUUAAUAUGUAACACAUAGCAAAGGGGAAAAAAUGCUGUUGUGAUCCCAUGCAAAUUAUUUGUCUGGGCUGUGAUCAGGACAAUGAAAAUGAUAAUGACGAUGAGGGUGUAGACGAGGAGCCUGGACCAGACAACUACAUCUGUGCUUUAACUGAGCCACAAAUAGCUGAGCAAGAACACAGUGAGGAGACAUACGAAUUUCACCAGAACCUGCCUGCCGCUGCAGAAAUAAUGACGCCACUACGACUCUCAAGAUUGCCUAAACUUCCAAACUGUCAUAGAGGUAAUGGCUAGGAGCUCUGACAAUAGUGCCGAGCACAAAGAAAUGCAGUUGCAAGUGAAAACAUCCAUGCUUUAGUUUUUAAAAAUCAGAACUGGUGGUAAUUUUUCCUGCAUGCAUAACUAAAGAAAUAUAUUCAGAUCCUGUUUGUGUACCGUUGCCUGCUGAGAGAACCUCAAAACAUCCACCACCUCAGCCCCAAAGGAACCACAUCCCUCAAAGAUCUUCCAAAGCACCAGGUGAUUUAUUCACUCCACAAGCACUUGUUUUAUCAGUUACAAUGCUAUUUUUUUUAUUUAUUCCUGGCAGAACGGCAGCUGAUCUAAAGCUUGUGUAAAAUGUUUCUUUUUUCCCCCAUUUGUAAUGCCAGCUCCCCAGUCCAAUCUACAUAGAGACAAGACUAAAAAGCCUGGACAACCUGUCCCAACCCAGAGAGACGUUACAAAAUUGAGUAUGUCAUAUGUAUUAUGUGAUGUUUUGAUGUGGCUGUUGUAGUUCAACAGAAAAAUGCUUGAAUUUUGGCACAAUAUUAAACAAUUACAUUUCAUAUUAUCAAAAAUGUCCACAAGAGGGCAGUGCUGUCAAGGUUCCUGGCUCAUUUAGAAACAAAUUCCUUCAUCGAAGGCCCUCUAAGCCUACAGAUGAGCCCCACAGUCCCUCCCCUCCCAGGCCAGGUGAACUCAUUCCAGCUUCUCCAGAGCCAGCUAUGAGGAACAGUUCAACACCGCAUCCAAAGAAGGAUUUGGAUUCCAGCUGGUAUGGAGGAAUGAUGACCAGAUAUGAAGCUGAAGUCAUCCUUAGAGAUGUGAACAAGGAUGGAGCAUUUGUGGUGAGGGACAGCUCCAAAGGCUUGGCUGAGCACCCCUACACCCUGAUGCUGCUGAACCAUGGCAAGGUUUACAACAUUAAGAUCCGUAACCAAGGCAACUCCUACUCACUCGGCAACGGCCUCAACAACACAAAGAGUUUCCCUGGAGUGAAGGAGAUGAUUACACAUCACGCACACACCCCAUUGCAGCUUGCUGAUGCCCUAGACCACAAUUCUGAAGAGAAACCCCAAUGUUGCCUGCUGCACCCUGCGGGACUAUGACCAGCAUCAGCGCCAUACUAAAUCUCAGUUUCUGGUCAAGCUGGGGGCUGCUGCUUCACUGCCUCUUCGAUUUUGAGAAACGCCAGCUUGUCAGGGUGGCCAACACAAACGAUCAGAUCACAGUGUCUCAGAUGGGUUUGCACUGCAAGCAGAGAGCAAGUAUCUUGUUUCACAAUUGCCUCAGGUGUACACCAACUAUUACUGCACUUAAGACAAAACUGCCUGAAUG
Amphiprion ocellaris (clown anemonefish) is the source of this 1838-nucleotide messenger RNA. It is a transcript of the gene lcp2b, whose product is annotated as lymphocyte cytosolic protein 2b. The coding region runs from base 1226 to 1609 and encodes 127 amino acids. The record is from RefSeq and is a predicted model, not a curated record. The transcript has 6 exons. Gene Ontology annotation, biological process: cell surface receptor protein tyrosine kinase signaling pathway; intracellular signal transduction. Lineage: Eukaryota; Metazoa; Chordata; Actinopteri; Pomacentridae.